GCUACUGCUCCAUGUCUAGAGAACACUGCAAGAAUACUACCAAGCAGAGACCCACAAUAUAAGAUACAAGACAAAGAAACAUGGGGAGAAACUUGAAAAGGCAGUACAAGCCCCGGAAUGUUCCACAGAUACCUCGCAUUCGAGUCCCUGCCUCUGCUGCGGACAACCCACUACUGAAGGACCUAAAUCAAGGGCAGCGGUGCUACUUCUACAGCAUCAUGAGGAUUUAUGACUCCAGGCCCCAGUGGAAGGCCCUGCAGACCCGUUACAUCCACAGCCUUGGGUACCAGCAGCAGCUGGGCUAUAUCACUCGGCAGGAAGCUGUGUCUUGUGCUGUUUUACUUAGACACUCGACCAUGCAAGCCUCAGCCAAGGCAGCUCCUCCAAGGGCCAUUCUCCGAAACUCUUCAGCCACACAAAGAAAAUGCCGGCCCGCAAAACCAGAGUCUAGAGCUGGACCCAGGGCCCAGCACAGCAUGCUGAGCAUCAGGACCUGAGACAAUCCAUAAUCUAUAAAAUAGUCAGCUCAUCGGUGCAUUCCCAGCAUCCUAGUAGGUGCUUGGUAUGUGUUUGUUGUAUGACAAUGAAGAUAAGAUUACUUACUAAUAGGGCCUCUAGACCUGCACAUCAUCCCGUCUUCACAUAAACAGCACAAACAAGAAGAUGGGAGAUUUGCAAGCUAUAGCAUACAUAAUAAGCAAGCUUUACCACACGUAGUCUGUGAAAUAAAGGGACUUCCAAAGCUUUCAAAGUAACAGCCGCUUUUGAUUUCCAACGUCCCAGUGAAGUCUGCAGGACAGUAGAAGGGGACAAGUGCCUGGACCCCUAUCCCUGGGUGACUGCUCCCUGCAAACUUCCCAUUGCACUUCUGAAAAUAACCAACCCACACAGCCAAUACUGAUUCUGGAGAUUUCUGGAGUCACAGUGCUAGUGACAAGUGCCACGUGCACUUAUCCACACCAAGCAAUAAUAUUCACUCUGGUCCUGCAGUUUCUGGUUCCUGACUUAAUCCGCUUUGUGUCCUUUCAAAAUUUGUGUUUAUCAGUCUGGUGCUGCCAGGUUGAGUCUACACAGCUGUAAUUGGCCUUGACAUGGGUAAGAUAAUUCAUGCACACACCUGCCCCUGGCAGCAACAAACACUCUCAGCAGAACAGAAAAUAGCCCCAAAGAAUUCAUCACAAGGCUUGUCUUUGAAGAUCUUAAGAACUCGUACAAGGCCGUGCAAACAAGCAAAUAAUGAGGAACAGGCAGUCAGAUUUCUCUACAAAUGGCGCUGUGCCAUAUUUGUUAUGUUUAAUAGUGACUUUCUUCACCAAUUAUUCUAUUAACUGUGAGUGUGCCAAAAAUUAGUGAUCCUAUACAGGCAAAUUAAAAACUGUCACUUCCUUAUCUCUAGUAUUUUUAAUGUCAUUCGUGUCAGCCAAUGACUAUCACCACAUGAGAAAUUGUUGAGCUAGAAUUUAUUUUACAAGGGAGAUGGAACAUUCGUCUGAAAAGAAAACGGGACAA
Messenger RNA from Chionomys nivalis (European snow vole), 1509 nucleotides. It is a transcript of the gene Fam216b, whose product is annotated as family with sequence similarity 216 member B. NCBI's taxonomy places the organism in Eukaryota, Metazoa, Chordata, Mammalia, Rodentia, Cricetidae. The record is from RefSeq and is a predicted model, not a curated record.